CGACUAUAAACGACUUGCGCGGCAGACCCAGACUCCGAAGUGUGCUUAUUUCAGGUCUUUUUUAGUCCCUUUCGACUUUCCCUUCGUCGUCGUCUUGCGCGAUGACGAGCACACAUGAUAUUGAUAAAUUAGCUGAGCGACGCGGUUUGCUCUUGAAUGUUGACGGCAUAGACGCUGUCCAACCUGAUCUCGAGGAGCAACCCACUUCCUUUGCGACCUCAGACAAACGCAAACGUUUUGCUGGAUUUAGUGUUCUCCUCUCGCUUAUUCUCGCUGCCACCCUAUUUGAACUCUGGCCCCGUACUCGACACGACACGAGAAUCGGGAGGGAUGCAUUGUACUCGAAUGGAACACAUGAGUUCAAGAAGACAGUGCUUAUGGUUUCGAUCGAUGGGCUUCGUGCAGAUUAUUUGGAUCGUGGACUCACGCCGCAUUUGCUAGAUAUCAGUCGGGAAGGUCUGAGGGCAAAGUACAUGAAACCUGUUUUCCCCACUCUGACGUUCCCAAAUCACUGGUCACUGAUGACUGGCCUGUAUGCCGAAUCGCACGGCAUCAUUGCAAACAAUUUCUGGGAUCCCGUUUUCCGAGACACAUUCCAUUACGCUCGUGUUGAAUCCGCGCAGAACCCAAGCUGGUGGCUGGGCGAACCUAUGUGGGAAACUGCCGAACGUGCAGGCAUCAUUACUGCAAACCUCAUGUGGCCUGGUCCUUGGUCUACAUCCUCGGGCGUGAACUCUACAUAUUUUCUACCUUGGGAGGAUAACUACCCUCUCGAAAAGAAACUUUCCAAUCUCCUAGGAUGGAUUGACCUCCCGCUGGAAGAGCGGCCACAGCUUAUUCUUGGGUACGAACCGUCACUAGACCACGCUGGCCAUGCAACAGGGCCGAUGUCUAAGGCCGUUAAUUUGAGUCUUGCUGCUGUCGAUCUUUUCGCUCAGAACCUGACCCAAGCACUAGGGGAGCGCAACCUCACACAUAUCGUUGAUAUCAUCUUCGUCAGUGACCACGGGAUGGCGGACACCAGCCACCCAACUUGGGUAUAUGUUGAUGAGAUUGUUGGUCAGCCGUGGAAAGGUGUUACCAAGAUGGAUGGUUGGCCAUCUAUGGGCUUGCGUUUUGCUCCCGGUACAAACGUGACUGAGGCCCUUGAGCGUCUGUGCGAGCACACACUUACCCAUCCGGAUCAGUUUGAUGUGUUCACGACUGAAAGCUUCUCUACCGACCUUGGCACCUCCUUGGUAGACCUCAACGCACUCAACUACGGUAAGAUGUCUGCAGGCACAGUGGAACCUAUGCCAGAACGAUACCAUUUCUCCCGCAAUUACCGCAUCGCUCCUGUGUGGAUUGUCCCGCGCAUUGGCUACGGGCUGACCGACCGCACGGGCGGCGAAGAUGCAAUACCAGCUGGAAACCACGGCUAUGACAACGAGGACCCGUCGAUGCAUGCCAUAUUUGUCGCACACGGGCCUUUCUCGCAGGGCAUGAAGGCUGCUGUAGUCGCACGAGGAGAGAGCGAUGGUACAGGAGCAUACGUGAUGCCAGGGUUCCAGAAUGUCGAGAUUUACAACCUCGUGAUGCGAUUACUGGGCCUUGACGCUACAGAUACAGCUACAACUAACGGAACCGCUGGAUUCUGGGAUGAGUUUGUCUUGCCAGAUGCUUGAACCUCACACAUAUUUGAAGUCGAACCUGCUUUACAGUCAUUGACCGUCAUUUGAGUUUGGAAUUUUCGGAUGUCUGCCACAACACAACCAGACACAAUCUCGAAAAUCGCUUUUGGCGAUGUCAUUAUAGAUUGCUAAUCCACUUUGUACAAAGUUUUGAAGAACAUCAAAUGACUGGAUUGUUUUACCCAGAGUCUUCCCCGUCGACUGGUGGGGAAGAUGGAAAUGCAUCAUCUUGAGACCUUGACGGUCUUGGGUUCUGCGGAUGUCUGAGGGUUUGACGUGGCUGAUGGGGUCGAAAGCAUCUAGGCGUGGAAUGAUCCAAACUUUGCG
Suillus subalutaceus is the source of this 1997-nucleotide messenger RNA. RefSeq names its product alkaline-phosphatase-like protein. The transcript is spliced from 13 exons. Gene Ontology annotation, biological process: nucleoside triphosphate metabolic process. Gene Ontology annotation, molecular function: nucleoside triphosphate diphosphatase activity; ribonucleoside triphosphate phosphatase activity. NCBI's taxonomy places the organism in Eukaryota, Fungi, Basidiomycota, Agaricomycetes, Boletales, Suillaceae. The record is from RefSeq and is a predicted model, not a curated record. The coding region runs from base 102 to 1664 and encodes 520 amino acids.